Ilyonectria robusta is the source of this 2112-nucleotide messenger RNA. RefSeq lists its product as uncharacterized. Gene Ontology annotation, cellular component: nucleus. Gene Ontology annotation, molecular function: DNA binding; zinc ion binding; DNA-binding transcription factor activity, RNA polymerase II-specific. NCBI's taxonomy places the organism in Eukaryota, Fungi, Ascomycota, Sordariomycetes, Hypocreales, Nectriaceae. The transcript has 6 exons. Bases 1 to 2112 code for a protein of 703 amino acids. Gene Ontology annotation, biological process: regulation of DNA-templated transcription; DNA-templated transcription. The record is from RefSeq and is a predicted model, not a curated record.
AUGACCAGCUCUCGUGGGAGGCGGCGACUGCACCACGCCUGUCUCACUUGCAAGAGGAAAAAGACACGCUGCCCAGGCGAGAAGCCCGCUUGCUCGAGCUGCGUCCGCCUUAAGCAGCCGUGCUCCUAUCCGCCCGCGAGACGACCGUCACAAGGCGGCCGAUCGGACGAGCGGCUGGCGCAUUUGGAAGAGAAACUGGAACUCAUCUUGAGUGGGAGCUUGUACAUGCGACUGCGACGAAUGCGGCGAUCAAACCGCUCCAUACGUCAUGAACAAGUAAUCGAGGAAGUCGCCGACACUUCAGAAAAGUCCUACUCAGCAUCUCCUCCGGCUCUCGAGCAAAACUACCCCGUCAGCCAUCCCUCAACAGCCACGUUUGACUCCGAGAGCUCAAAUCUACGGCCUAGCCCAUCCGACAUCGCCAUUGGCAUCGGCCUCUACUUUAAGUAUUGCCACAGGCAACCGAUUUGGUGCUUCGAGCGCGAAGAAGUCAGCGACUAUGGCUCCAUUUCCGAAGAGCUUGCCUGCAGUAUUCUGGCACUGACUUCGCGAUUCUCCGAGACUCGGGACCAGGCGCAGCUACAUGGAAAUAUUGCAAAGAGUCUAAUCAUGCUUCGCAUCGCAAACGGGACCGUAGAUCUGCCAACCAUCGAAAGCCUGUGUCUACUUGCGUACUCUGCCUUUAUGGACGGAAAUGUUCACCUCGGCCAAUUUAAUCUCGGCCUCGCCUUUCAACUCUGCCGAUCUGCCAUGUUGGAUCUUACAUCCGUUUAUGCUAUCGAUGGCCCAAUUACGGAGCGGAAGAAGCGACUUUUCUGGAGUCUCCAGAUACUCGAGCAAUCGUACGGUCGACAAACAGGACUCUUGAGCGUCCCAACCGACAUAUGGCGACCAUCUUAUUCUGAAGUCAGCCCAAACGGGCCCCCUUUGCCCAGAGACAAACUUGGAUGCUCAUCACCAAGCGACACGGGAGUCUGGAACACGAGCGUCCAUCUAGGAUGGGUCUGGAGUCAGGUACGAAAAUACGUGUCCGACUGUUCCCGCAACAAACUGGAGGAACCUUGGAGGUACGAUUCCAUGUACGCCAAGGUCCUUUCCGACUUCAUGGAGACUGAGAACAGAAUUCCCAUGUGUCAUCGAUAUGACUCGGUUAAAUUCUACGAACGCAAGGUGGAGGAGGUGAGGAUGAACCGAGAUUACUUCGCGCCGUGGCUGAAGGAGCAGUUCACGUACCAUUCAAUUCACACCGUUUUGAAUCACCCGUUCCUCUACAUUGUGGGGGCGCAGCACAAUCCAAAUCUAGCCAUCCCGAACACGUUUUGGAGGAGAUCGUCCGAGCUCGCCCUACUGCACUCCACCUGGAUCGUUCGCAUGAUAGACAUGGUUGUGGACAAGCAGGUUCCGCUGGUGGAUCCGUUUUUCGGGCACGUAGCUGCGAUCGCGGCCACUGUGCAUCUGUAUUACUGCUGUGCCGCGGCUACCAAGCUCAAACACAAGUCCAAUACGGACUUUGCGAAAUGCAGGAGGUUUUUGAAGAGCUUCAUUCCCUCUUCCGAAGCCUGCCGAGAACUGGACCGAAAUCUAGACAAGAUGACACGAAUUGCCGCUGGCUCCGAGAGCAUGGAUGUGGAAGACUGGAUGCCAUCUAGAAUUUACCUCAGUGUGCCCUUGAUGUGGGACAUCCUCCAAUUCAACUCCACAACCGACACGCAAGAAAUUCCAACAGCGGGCUUGCUAGACGCCUCGCUCGCCCCCAUAAUCGCCCAAGCAGACUUGGGCGAAAGCUCGACGCUUGAGAUCAUCGUCGCAACAUCACCAGAGAUCACCAUCAACACCGCGGAUGGCGGGCAACAAGCGCCGACGUUAUCAUGCAAGCCCCCUCCUUCUUCAUCGCGCGAAUCGCGAAACACUGUCCUCGACGAACCGUCCGUUGAGCAGGUCGACAGUCUCGCCUUCACGACUACUCCGUGGCUGUACGCGGACUCCUCACAACUGCUCAACAUUGAGGACAUGGGGGGAUUUGACAACUCUCAGCCUACGAUUGACGAAUCUAGGGGUAUGGGAUGGUGGGAGGACGAAAAUUUUGGGAACCCCAUGUUUGAUUCAUUUUAG